This is a messenger RNA of Rubroshorea leprosula, 1693 nucleotides long. The record is from the annotation of a GenBank genome assembly. NCBI's taxonomy places the organism in Eukaryota, Viridiplantae, Streptophyta, Magnoliopsida, Malvales, Dipterocarpaceae.
CGACACAAUCAGCAUUUCACUUUUCCUGUUGUGUUGUGUACUCCGGCGUUUCAUCGUAUACUUCUUUGUAACGAGCCCACUGGUACUUUCCUCUUUUACCUUUUUUUGUGGCAUAACCCGUAAAUAUCCUCACUUUUCCUUGUCCAUUUCCCACUCUUCCUUCAAUCUUCUUCUUCUUCCCCCAUUUUUCGACCCCAUCUUUCAAGUUAAACAAUCGUUCUGAAACUGAAGAGACUACUUCAAACGAUUUUCAUUUCCUAUUCCUGUUACCAUAAUGUGUUUCUUCCAUUGAUUUUGCUUCUACCUCUUUAUUUUUCUAUUUUCUCAAGUUUUUACCCCACUCUAGGGUUCUCUGUUUGCUUUGUUUUGUCCUCUGCUGAUGGGUAUGGGUUUAAAGAGAAUUAUCUAUAGUUCUUAAAAGGGGUUUCUGCAAAUUGGGUUCUUUUUGCUGUUUCCUACUCAAAAUUGUUGUGGGUACAAAGUUCUUCAUAAAAAAUGCCGGACUCCAAUCACGAACCAUCAAUUUACACUUCAGAUGCCAUGAACAUGCACCAGACCCAACAAGCAGAGGAAGAUAGCGAUGUUGGGGGUGCUGCUGGAGGCGAAGAGUCUGUAGACAACUCUCUCGCUCAGUACCCAGAUGGGGGCUCCAUUUGUGUGGUUAAUAAUGGAGGUGUGGAAGAUGUUGCUCAUAAUGGGGUAUAUGCCCAAGGGUCUCAUUUUCCAGCGUUGCCCGGAAAUGGAAAUGCUGAUCAACUCACACUCUCGUUUCAGGGAGAGGUUUAUGUGUUUGAUGCUGUUUCUCCUGAUAAGGUUCAGGCAGUAUUGUUACUUUUAGGUGGAUAUGAGAUCCCUUCAGGCAUUCCUACUUUGGGGACUAACCCUUUUAAUCAGAGGGGUAUGGGUGAAUUUCCUGGGAGGUCAAUUCCACCACAAAGAGCUGCUUCUUUAAGUCGGUUCCGGGAGAAGAGAAAAGAACGGUGCUUUGAUAAGAAAAUCCGUUAUGAUGUGAGGAAAGAGGUCGCUCUGAGGAUGCAGCGGAAAAAAGGUCAGUUCACAUCAUCCAAAGUAAGUUCCGAGGAUGCAGGCUCGGCUUCUUCCGAUUAUAAUGCAACUCAGGGUUCCGGACAAGAUGAUAUGCAGGAAACCUUAUGUAGACACUGUGGAAUCAGUUCCAAGUUAACUCCCAUGAUGCGUCGAGGACCUGCUGGUCCAAGGACUCUGUGUAAUGCAUGUGGACUCAAGUGGGCAAACAAGGGAAUUUUGAGGGACCUUUCAAAAGUUCCAAGCAUGGAAAUUCAGGAUCCCUCUGCAAAGGCCGCCAACCAAAAUGAUGGGGAAGCUAAUUGCACAGAUGCUGUAACCAUGACUGCAGAUGUUUUAUCUUCUAAUGGAGAUAACCCUUCUCUCCCUGCUAAAGCUGAGUGAUGGGAUGACUGAUGAGCUGCUCCCAUUACGGCGGCUACCAUACAAAUCUGCCGCCUCAAAGCAGAUGCCAGAAAACAACUGUACAUAUGUUCCAUUGCAUUUGAUGAAUCUGAAAAGUAGUAGUAAUAUACUGCCAGUGACUGUAUUUUAGAGGGGACAGAAGACCAACAUUCAUGUCUCUUUAGAACCAGUUCCUCUAAUUCUCGUUUUGAAAGCAAAAACAGAGAAUUUGCACUCGGUAUAUGCAACUGUGGAGCAAUUUCAU